UAUAUUUUAUAAUCUAGAUUUUGAGUAGUGGUAACUUUAUUUCUGAAUAAGACAAAACAAUUUAUUGAAAAAAUUGAAAUAAAGUGAUAUUUCAGUGUGAUUUUUGUAAAUAUUAUCUUUAUGUGAUUAAAGCGUUUGCAGAAAUACAUAAUAUGUAAUAAUUUAAUUGUGAUACUUUAAGCUUAAGGAAAUACGUGCCGAUUAAAUAUCUCAUCUUUGCAAACAUCAAUCGUUUCUUCAAUAUGGCUGCCGCCGGACUACGUUUGUCACAGAGAACUGUUUAUAGCGGCUUAUACAGGGUUUACAGAAAUUUUGUUAAUGUAAUUUAUUGGGAUAUGUCAAAUGUUUUAACUUAUUUAAGCCGUUGUUAAAGUAAUUAUCAUAACCCCUCUAAGAAGACUGAAUAUCAAUAUAUAUUAAUAUAUAUUAUAUCAAAACAAGGAAUUGGCGUCCGAAAGUUAGUGCAGUGCUGUGAAAAAAAUUGUGUUGAUUUUUUAUUUAAGUUAAGUAAUUGUAUUUGGAUUCGUGUUUGGCCCGCGAUGUCGCAGUAUGAGCGGACGAAAUGAGCCCGCCGUACCUAUCGGAGCAACAUCAACAUUACCACUCAUGGGCGUGGAACGCGGUAAUAGUUGCGGCGGAGGUGGGGGCGGGGGUGGUGUCGGAGAUGAGACGAUCAACGGCGUGGCGGCGCCUGAGCGUGCUGAUGAACCGCCGCGCAAGAGAACCAAACUACUCCCUACCGAUGACGUUUCUACGCUCCGGAAGCGAGUACUCGAGUAUAAACUACUCAGGCUGAAGAACCUGCGCGAUAGGUUCACGGAGCAACUGAGCGAGCUGUACUUCCUUCAGGCGGGCGGUAACAUGAUGGAUUAUGCGGCGUGGCGAAAGAGACCCCCUGCUCCGCAGCUGGUAGCCUUCCUAGAAGCACGGCGACCUCCACCCGCUGCUCCACCGCCACCAGAGCCACCCCCCGUACCCGUUACACUGCCGCCUACCGUCGCCGUCAUCACAUCUUGCUCUCCACAAACGCCAGCUGUUCCCGUAGUCAUAGCUCCUGUCACUUCCACUACUCCGGCCGCAGACGAAAUGGUCGAAAAGGCCAAACAAGAAGCUUAUGUUGCGGCUCGCGUAGCGGAGCUAGCUCGCGCGGGUCUUUGGACGGAGCGGCGCCUUCCACGUGUCCUUGAGCCUCCUCGUCCGAAGACACACUGGGACUACCUACUCGAAGAAAUGGCAUGGCUCGCACAGGACUUUGCACACGAACGCAAGUGGAAAAAACAAGCUGCCAAAAAGUGUGCUCGUGCUGUACAAAAAUAUUUUCAAGAUAAAGCUGCAGCUGCUCAGAAAGCAGAGAAAGCCCAAGAAUUACAAUUAAAAAAAAUUGCUGCUUUUGCAGCCAAAGAAAUAAGAAUGUUUUGGACUAAUGUUGAAAAGUUGGUGGAAUGGAAGCGCGUGCGACGUGUCGAGCGAGCGCGCAAGGAAGCUCUCGAUGAGCAGUUAAGCUACAUCGUGGACCGCACCGAGCGCUACUCGCGCCAGCUCGCCGCCAACCUGGGCGCGCCCGCCGCGCCCGCGCUCAGCCACGCGCCCGACACGCCGCCCUCCGACGACGAGUUCCAGCCGCGCGGGGACUCCGACGACGACGAGGAGACCAUCGCCGCCGCCGAGCGGGAGGCUGCGGACGACGCCGCCGACCAUCGGGACGAAAUCGAGGCUCUCCGGCGAGAGUCGCAUCUCGAUCUCGGGGAUCUUUUGCCGCCCGGCUAUUUACCCGCACACUCGCCUCCGCCCUCUGACUACGGUCCCGACGAUGAUUCCGCCGACGACGAAGAUACCAUCGCCGAACAGGAGCAGAACGAGCGACCCGAGGACGCUGCUGCCGAAAUUGCAGCGCUUAAGGACGAGGCCGAUCUCGAUAUAAACGAACUAGUUCGGCGCUAUGCGGGUGCAGCCCUGCCGGUGACGGAAACUAGCGAACACUCUUCGGACACGGAGGUAGAUUCGGAUGACGACGAUAAUUCCGAAUCUGCUAGUGUGGGGUCCUCUGCGUCGGAGCAGCUCGAAGCUUUAAUGGAGACGAAAGAGGCGAGCACGAUGGAAGGAUUGGAAGAAGGUGACGGCGCGGACGGUGCGGAAGGGGCGGACGGGGCGGACGGCGAGCAACGCGUGGAGGCGGCCGCGUCGUUGGCGGCGACGCUGCAGCCGACGGGGAACACACUGUCGGAAACUGUGGUGGGCACGCCGGUCCCGAGACUUCUGCGACAUUCACUGCGCGAAUAUCAACACGUGGGUUUGCAUUGGUUAGCCACCAUGCAUACGCGGCGUCUCAAUGGAAUUUUGGCCGACGAGAUGGGCCUCGGCAAGACCAUCCAAACGAUCGCGUUGCUAGCGCAUCUCGCUCUCGAACACCACGACUGGGGGCCGCAUCUCGUCGUCGCGCCUACGUCAGUUGUACUAAAUUGGGAGAUAGAAUUCAAAAAGUGGUGUCCGUCUUUUAAGAUUCUCACAUAUUAUGGCACGAUAAAGGAACGAAAACUAAAGCGAGUCGGUUGGACAAAAGCGAACUCUUUUCAUGUGUGCAUAACGUCUUACAAGCUUGUGGUGCAGGACCAUCAAAGUUUUCGUAGAAAAAAAUGGAAAUAUCUCAUUCUCGACGAAGCUCAAAAUAUAAAAAACUUCAAAUCUCAGAGGUGGCAGAUGUUACUGAAUUUUCAAACAGAAAGGCGACUGUUGCUGACGGGCACACCGCUGCAGAACAGCCUGCUGGAGCUGUGGUCGCUGAUGCACUUCCUGAUGCCGGACGUGUUCGCGUCUCACACGGAGUUCCGCGAGUGGUUCGCGCCCGUGGCCGGCAUCGCCGACGGCUCGCACCGCUACAGCGACGCGCUCGUGCGCCGUCUGCAUGAGGUACUUCGGCCAUUCCUGUUGCGGCGACUCAAGGCGGAUGUGGAGCGACAGAUGCCGCGGAAAUAUGAGCACGUCUUGCUUUGUCGCCUGUCCAAGCGGCAACGCUUCCUUUACGACGACUUUAUGUCACGUGCUAAAACAAAGGAGUGCCUCGUGUCUGGCAAUCUACUGAGCGUGAUCAACGUGCUUAUGCAGCUUCGAAAGGUGUGCAACCACCCCGACCUCUUUGAGCCUCGGCCCGUGGCUUCGCCGCUGCAGUUGACUGCGCUGCGGUACCGCAUACCGGCGCUCACUCUUAUCACUGAUAUCGUGGAUAGAGUGCAAUUCUCCGCUCGCCUCGGCGGAGAUCUCGCUUCGCUCGAGGUUGAGGGCGCGGGUGCUUUUGCCGCACAUCGUGCGAGACAUCUCGCUCCGCCGCGCCGACUCGUCGAGGAACUGCCCGACACGCCACGAGUGGUGCCACCUCGCCCGCCUCCCGCGGCUUUACGGUUGCACCUUCGACUGGUUCCGAGAACGCCGCCGACUCUGCGCGUGCCCCCCGCCGCGCCACUCGUAGCUUCGGGUCCCGUCCACGCGUCUACGGCUCGCGCGACUGUCAACGCUGCCCCGCCGCCCGCCACAGCGCAAACCGCGCGAGGCGCGAGCGCACGUCUGGACAUGCACCGCCGCUCUUGUCUGCGUCGCCUCGCUACGGUCAACGAGCGUCGCUGCUGGCGUCUACCACUGUUCGGAGCGGACUUGCGAGAGGCCGUGUGCGCGGGACCGCCGGCUGUUCCUCCCCGAAAUCUGAACGUUCUUUUAGAUGAAAUGCAUGACAUUAUCGAUAGAUUUGGAAUAUGCUGGGCGUCGUGCCGCGCGUCCGCGGUGCAGGUGGCGAGCGGCGCGGGCGCGGUGUGCGGCGCGGCGGGCGCGCGCGACUGGCGCCGCCGCGUCGCCGCCGUGGAGUCGGCUGCGCUGGCGCCCGCGCGGGCCGUGCUGGCGCUGCUGCACGCCCCCGCCUCCCGACACGCCGUCGCCUUCCCGCACCCGCGUCUGCUACAAUACGACUGCGGUAAACUCCAGACGUUGGACGGUCUGCUGCGGCGAUUGAGGGCGGGUGGCCACCGUGUGUUGAUAUUCACACAGAUGACGCGAGUGCUGGACGUCCUGGAAGGUUUUCUAUCGAUGCACGGUCACACGUACCUGAGACUCGACGGUGCGACGAAGGUCGAUCAGCGACAACCUCUGGUCGAUCGAUUCAACGGCGAUCCUCGAAUUUUCGCUUUCAUUCUUUCGACCAGGAGCGGUGGCGUCGGGCUUAACCUAACGGGCGCCGAUUCUGUAGUUUUUUAUGAUUCGGACUGGAACCCAACGAUGGACGCACAGGCACAAGAUCGCUGUCAUCGUAUCGGUCAAACUAGAGACGUUCACGUGUAUAGACUCGUGACUGCCGCUACCGUCGAGGAAAAUAUCUUACGCAAAGCGGAACAGAAGCGAACUCUCGGUCACUUGGCUAUCGAAGAUGGGCAUUUCACUACGUCCUAUUUGCGUGCCGCAAAUAUCAAGGAAUUAUUCGGUGCUGAGGCGGAAGCCGUGAGCGACGGUGGAGACGGUGACGCGGCAGAGGGCGGCGAGCUCGAGUCGGCGUUGGCGGCGGCCGAGGACGAGGCGGACGCGGCCGCGGCGCAGGCUGCGCGCGCCGAGGCGCAGGGCGACCUGGCGGAGUUCGACGAGACCUUGCCCCUCGACGACGAGGCGCGCGACCGCUCGCACGCCGCGUCGCCGCGCGGCUCGCACGAGGACCCCGAUGCGGGAGAGUUUGCUGUACUGAUGAAACAGCUCACACCAGUGGAGAAGUAUGCUAUGCGACUUGUCGAAACUAGCGAGGCGGCUACGGAGGCAGAACGAGCCGCACUCGGUGAGAUGCGACGUCAGUUACGAGAAUGGGAGCAGGCACGUCGUGCGCUUCGAGACGAACCCGCUAGCAUGGAACCCGAAGCAGAGCCGGAUCCCGAAUUGACUUACAGUCGCGAGGACUCGCGCGCCAAGAUGUGGGUGAGUGGAAACGGCGUCAUAGAGCGAAUGCCGAUUUGGUGCCCGCCCACACCACCUUCCAGCGACGGCGACGUGUACUGCGAGAGCUGGGCGCGUCCGCUGUACCGUCGCGGCGCCGCCUCCGACGCCUUGCUCCCGCCCGUGCGCUGGCGUGAAACACGUGCCCCACGUUCCCCUCGGCGCGCGCGUCCCGCCCCCCGCGCCGCUCACGCGCCCCCUUCGCUGUUCGAACGAGCCGGCCCGCGGCCCAGGCCCCGCGUGAGACCCCCGCCCACCCCCGCACGCGAACACGCUGCUCCGCCGCCGGACUGGGCUCCCUGUGAGGACGCUGCGCUGCGUCGUGCUCUACGCUUGCAACGUCUGCCACCCGAGCCGCCCGCUGCUCAUGCUCCCAACUGGGAUUGGCUGUCGGACCUCGUGAAUGAGACGGCGCGCGCCUACCGUUCACCGCGUGCCUGUCGCGACCGUCACGACGCGCUCGCCGAUCCCGAGCGCGCGCGUCGUAAGCAUCGCAAGCCGCCACCCGCGCGACGCCGACCCGACGAUGAUGCUCCACGUCCGCCGCUUCAACGGCUCGACGCGAUGCGCGAUGCAGCCGAACGACGUCGUGCCGCACCUAAGCGGCGCCUCGACGACGCCGCCCACCACAACCCCAAACAUGCAGCGCUGCUCGCCGAUCACGGGGUCGAUUACGACGUGCCACCGACUCCAAUGGAGGUGGCCAUGAGACGCGCUGAGCGUAUAGCGAAAGAAAAAAUGAAAGCCGGCGCCAGUGGCUCGGCUUCCGCUAAUGCGACACAAUCGACACCGACCGUUACACCGGCGCCCACUGCGCAGCCGCAACGUAUCGUGGUGGCCGCGCACAGUGCACAGGCAGCGCUGGCUAGUGCCGCUGCCGUCGGUAAAGCGGAAGCGGUGAGACGUGCGCGUGUUUCUGGAGAAUCGCCACGUGUCGUUGCGCCACCCGCUGCUCAGCUGCUUUACCGUCAACAGUCUCUCGCUGCGCGACAUCAUCUAAAGAUAUUGCAUCACCCUUCACCACCCCAAUCGCAGAGCGGGUCGACGAGCGCGAGUGUGGUGACGGAGGGGGGCGCGGGCGGCGCGGCGCUGCGCACUCUGCAGCUGCAACAGCUGGCGCUGCGCCGCGGGUCGGCUCGCGCUCCGCCGCCGCACGUGGUGCUGGCGCACCUGGCGCCGCCCGCCCACCACGCGCCCGCCGCACCCGCUCCCGCGCUGGCGCCGCACCCGUCGCAGAGCGCGCAGCCGCCGCAGCACCAGCACCCAUCCGAUGCGCAACAAUAAAAUAUUUAAAUAAAUGUU
Molecule: messenger RNA, 6261 nt
Organism: Vanessa tameamea
Lineage: Eukaryota; Metazoa; Arthropoda; Insecta; Lepidoptera; Nymphalidae
Gene: dom
Product: helicase domino
Exons: 15
Coding region: 550-6243 (1897 amino acids)
Biological process (GO): chromatin remodeling
Cellular component (GO): Swr1 complex
Molecular function (GO): ATP-dependent chromatin remodeler activity; ATP hydrolysis activity; ATP binding
Source: RefSeq, a predicted model, not a curated record